Scomber japonicus (chub mackerel) is the source of this 3937-nucleotide messenger RNA. RefSeq names its product jagged canonical Notch ligand 2b (gene jag2b). The coding region runs from base 167 to 3937 and encodes 1256 amino acids. The record is from RefSeq and is a predicted model, not a curated record. NCBI's taxonomy places the organism in Eukaryota, Metazoa, Chordata, Actinopteri, Scombriformes, Scombridae. Gene Ontology annotation, biological process: cell communication; establishment or maintenance of epithelial cell apical/basal polarity; Notch signaling pathway. Gene Ontology annotation, cellular component: protein-containing complex; plasma membrane. Gene Ontology annotation, molecular function: Notch binding; calcium ion binding. The transcript has 26 exons.
CACACGCAUGUAAUGCCUCGGUGAAAUCCGGACGUAGAAAACACGCAUGUGAAUAUUGUAUUUUUGCAUGUCAGGAGAGGAGGAACUAGUCGCCGGUUCCGCGGCUGUUUGUCUUUUCUUAUCGCUUCCCCCCCCCCCUCCUAUGUCACUCUAAUUAAUCGGAGGCAUGUGGAAUCGCACCGGGAUUAGGAAUUGCUUCCCAAUAGUGUGCCUGCUGUUGACGUUAUGGACGAAGGUGUCCCAGUCAACCGGCUAUUUCGAGCUGCAGCUGAUCUCUGUGGAGAAUGUAAACGGCGAGUUGGCGGUAGGGGAGUGCUGCGACGGAUCCAGGAGCUCCCAGGACCUGCGCUGCACCCGAGACGAGUGCGACACUUACUUUAAAGUGUGCCUGAAGGAGUACCAGGUGGAGGUCACCACCACCGGCCCCUGCAGGUUUGGAGCUGGAUCUACGCAAGUUCUCGGUGGAAAUAUGAUUUCUUUUAAAGGCGCAAAGAACAACCCCAAUAAAUUCGACGAGGCUGGCAAGAUUUUGAUCCCAUUCCAGUUUGCGUGGCCGCGGACAUACACGCUGAUUGUAGAGGCCUGGGACUGGGACAACGCCACACGUAACCAUGAGGACGAGCUGCUAAUCGAGCGCAGCAUUCACACCGGUAUGAUCAACCCCGGAGACCACUGGCAGACCAUUAUGACCGACGGCCCCGUUGCUAGACUCACCUACCGUAUCCGUGUGCGAUGUGACGACAACUACUACAGCAACAAGUGCAACAAGCUCUGUGUCCCUCGCGACGACUACUUCGGACACUAUCGAUGUGAGCAGUCCGGGGCUCAGGUUUGCCUUGAGGGCUGGAUGGGUGACGACUGCAGGACAGCGAUCUGCAAGCAAGGCUGCAACCUGUUACUUGGCAGCUGCACUGUCCCAGGGGAAUGCAAGUGUAACUACGGCUGGCAGGGCCAGUUCUGUGAUGAAUGUGUGGUUUAUCCUGGAUGUGUUCACGGGACCUGCAACAACCCCUGGCAGUGCAACUGCGAGAGGAACUGGGGUGGCCUGCUGUGUGAUAAAGAUCUGAAUUACUGUGGUCGCCACCAGCCUUGUGUCAACGGAGGGACCUGCAUGAACACCGAGCCAGAUGAGUACUACUGCGCCUGUCCUCAGGGCUACUCUGGCAAGACCUGUCACAUAGCCGAGCACGCCUGUGUUUCCAAUCCCUGCGCCAACGGUGGUACGUGCCACGAAGUUCCCACUGGGUUCGAGUGCCAGUGUCCGCCGGGCUGGGAAGGUCCGACCUGUGCAAACAAUUUCGACGAGUGUUCCUCCAGUCCGUGUGCUCAGGGUGGAACCUGUGUCGACCUGGAAGAUGGCUUCGAGUGUGUGUGCCCUCCACAGUGGGAAGGAAAGACCUGCCAGAGAGAUGCAAAUGAGUGCGAGGGAAAACCCUGUGUGAACGCUAACUCUUGCAAAAAUUUGAUUGGUGGAUAUCACUGCAACUGUUUCCAGGGAUGGUCUGGACAAAACUGUGACAUCAAGAUCAAUGGCUGCCAUGGUCAGUGUCAGAAUGGAGCAACAUGCAAGGAGGUUCCGAGGGGUUACCACUGCCUGUGCCCACCAGGUUUCGUUGGUACUCACUGUGAAAUCCAGAGGAACAAGUGCGACAGCAGACCUUGUCAGAAUGGAGGCCAGUGCCACACAUUGUUGGAUGGCUUUGUGUGUGAAUGCCCACAGGAGUUCUCAGGACAGCUGUGUGAGAUCCCUAGCUGGUCCCCUUCCGAUGCUUGUGAUUCAAACCCUUGUGAGAACGAGGCCACGUGCCACAGCAUGGACGAGGACUUCUACUGCGCCUGUCCCGAAGGCUACGAGGGAAAGACCUGUGAUCAGCUCAAGGAGAACUGCCUAACCACCCCUUGUCAAGCGAUCGACAGCUGCACUGUUGCUGUAGCGACCAACGACUCGGCUGGAGUGCGGCACAUUUCUUCAAACGUCUGUGGCCCUCGAGGACGCUGCAUCAGCCAACCAGCGGGAAACUUCACCUGCGUCUGUGAUCCAGGUUUCAGCGGCAUCUACUGUCAUGAGAAUAUUAACGACUGCAUCAGCAGCCCAUGUAGAAGUGGAGGGACCUGCAUCGAUGGAGUGAACUCCUUUCAGUGCUUCUGUCCUGACGGCUGGGAGGGGAAACUCUGUGACCUCAAUGUCAACGAGUGCAGACACAACCCGUGUAAGAACAACGGCCGCUGCGUCGACCUGGUGAACGACUUCUACUGCGAGUGUGCCGACAACUGGAAGGGCAAGACCUGCCAUUCCCGUGAGAGCCAGUGUGACGCAACCACCUGCAGUAAUGGAGGAACCUGCUACGACCAUGGGGAUGCCUUCCGCUGUGCCUGCCCACCUGGGUGGGGAGGAAACACAUGCAACACAGCCAAGAACAGCACAUGCGCCUCCAGUCCUUGUUUGAACGGUGGAACGUGUGUGGGAGGAGGAGACACCUUCACCUGCAUCUGCAAAGAGGGCUGGGAAGGCCCCACCUGUGACCAAAAUACAAACGACUGCAACCCUCAUCCAUGUUACAACGGCGGUAUAUGCGUGGAUGGAGUCAACUGGUUCCGCUGUGAGUGCGCUCCAGGAUUUGCCGGACCAGACUGUCGAAUAAACAUAAACGAAUGCCAGUCUUCACCCUGUGCCUACGGAGCCACCUGUGUGGACGAGAUCAAUGGUUUCCGCUGCAUUUGUCCGCUUGGAAGAACAGGAACCCGAUGCCAAGAGUUCAUAGGCAUAGGGAAGACUUGUCAUUACGCUGGGCUGCAGCUUCCCCACGGCAGCCGCUGGGAGGAGGAGUGCAACAGCUGCCAUUGCAUCAACGGCAAAGUGGACUGUUCAAAGGUGGUCUGUGGUCGUCGUCUCUGUCGACUCCAAUCAUCAAGCCAGGACCAGAGACAGCAUUCCUGCCCGGCUGGACGGCAGUGUAUGGAGCACAGCUACCUCACAUGCUUUUCUCCUCCUUGCCAUCACUGGGGGGUUUGCUCCAUGGCCAGAACCGCACCCCCACAAGCAACCACCAAGUGCCAGCCAAACAGUGGGCAUCUGGACAACAGUUGUGGCCGCAUAACACUUGUUUUCAACAGAGACAAAGUACCACCUGGAACAACCGUGGAGAAUAUCUGCUUUGAGCUGAGGUAUCUUCCUGACACCCGAGGCUUGGCAAAAGACCACGCCCUUCUCCUGCUCUGUGACCUUUCUCAUUCCAAUCAAGAUGCUGUAGAAGUGGCUAUAUCUUUCCAGCCAGAGGACCUACCAGACCACAACCUAAUCCAGGAGACAGCCAAAACUAUAGUGGGCACCUUGUCGAAGCGGCACAACAGCACCAUAAUGCUGGCAGUCAUUGAGGUCAAAGUGGAAACACAAGUCAUGCCCCCUUCAGUGGAUUACCUGGUGCCUCUACUAUGUGUUGUCUUCUGCUUGCUCUUUCUCUUCUGCAUCAUCGUAUGUGUUUGGUGGACGCGUAAACGGAGAAAAGAGCGUGAGAGGAACGUGCGAUCUGCUGCCGACGACAGUGUGAACAACCAGUGGGAGCCGCUGCGGCUCAUUGUGGGACGUCAGCAGCAACAGCAGCUGAAAGAAAGCAACAGGGAGGCCGAACAGGAGCGCAAAAAGCUCAUGGACCCCUCCUAUCGGACGUGUGGUGAAGGGGAGGAGGAGGAGGAGACGGAAGGCGAGCUUGAGCUCGAGGAGGAGAGUGGUGGAGCAGAGGCAGGAAAGCAGCCAGUUUAUAAGUACUCUCAGACUGCAGUGCAGUCCAGUGGGGGAGUGAUCUGUACCAUGCACAGCUCCAGUUCACCCCUCAAAGCGCCCCACCGGACCCCAGGCUACAGCCCCAAAGACAACCGCUGGAAAAAUGUCAGUGCCGUCUUGACUGGUCAAAAAGACCUAGGAGACCAUUGUGUAUAA